AUGACCGACCAUGCAAGCCCCCUCGCGCAAACAAUGGGAGCCGCCCUCGACAACCUGAUCACAUUACACUCAGCAGACGACGCAUCACUCACCCCAAGCCAACUCAUCAUCAAAUUCCUCACCGCUUGCGUAAGCUUGGCGGCCGUCUUCACGGCCUUCUACUACGUUUUCAUUGGCGCCUACAGCCUCGUGCUGCACUUACUCGGCACGAACUAUGGGGCAGGGCGGCUCCCUGGAACGGCCGCAUUGGUUGUGCUGUGCGUGGUUGCGCUGGCUUUGUUUUGGGCGGGUUUGUUCAGAGCGCGGGUGGGAGUUAUGUGGACUGGGGUCGUUGAGGAGAGGGUUCGGCGGAGAAGGGAUGAGGAGUAUGGUGGUGAUGGUGAGCAGCCGGGUCGUGCGAAGGCGUCGUAG
Messenger RNA from Zasmidium cellare ATCC 36951, 411 nucleotides. RefSeq lists its product as uncharacterized. Bases 1 to 411 code for a protein of 136 amino acids. The transcript has a single exon. The record is from RefSeq and is a predicted model, not a curated record. Lineage: Eukaryota; Fungi; Ascomycota; Dothideomycetes; Mycosphaerellales; Mycosphaerellaceae.